UAAUUAUAGCUACUUAGAAAUUAGAAUUUACAACUGGGGUAAAUGUAACCACCACAACACAUAUUUUUCCCAACAUUAUUUCCAGAGAUGAAAUUCUGUACUAUAAUUUAGAUGUUGGAACAGCAAAAACGUGUUUAAUAUUUUGUUCUUAGAACAGUUCAAUAUGAAUUCAGGUUCAGGAGGUUAUAGAGGAUUUGUUCGUUACAUCCAAGGCCGUGGCAGCAGGGGACGAGGAAGAGGGCACAGAAACCGUGAUGGAAGACAUUUUGACUCAGAUACUGGACCUCACUCAGGGGACAGAAGUGAUCACUACAGACGUGGGCACCGGGAUGAAUCUGGACGAGGGAAUGCAGGCAGACCAAGGCCUCCACCCCAUCUACGGGGCAGAGAGAUUGGCAUGUGGUACCGAGAUAAUGCAAGAAAUUCUAAAAGUGACAAGCAUCUUAUGGCAAGCUUAUCCAUGGAUUCAGAACAAGCUCAGUCUCUGGAUCGUGUUUUAGAUUCUAUUGGUGGCUCAAAAGGACGGAGACAAGAUUCACGACCUGGUAGCUCUGAUCACGAUAGCUUCAGCCACCCUGAACAAUGGCUUGCUGAUCAGCACUCGCAGAAAUGUACAGAUGAAAAGAUGUUGGUGCAACCAGAGCAACAACAGCCUCAAGCGAUCUCAACCUAUACUCGUACAAUUGAUGGGAUGAAAGACUCGGCUUUCAAGCGUGCCUACAUGGACAAUGUUAGCGCUAACCAGUUGGAAGAUGAGAUUAAAUCGGAAUUUACUUUGGAAAGCUUGAAACAAAACUCUCAACUCGACAGUGCAUAUCGGGAAGAGCUGAUUGAACUAAGGAAAACUGAGAGGUACAAAAAAAUGCUGGAGUUUCGUAAGCGUUUGCCAUCCUACACAAUGCAGGAAGAAAUCUUACAGCUCGUGAAGAACAAUCAAGUGGUUGUGCUUAGUGGAGAAACUGGCUGUGGCAAGACUACUCAAGUUCCCCAGUUCGUGAUGGAGCAGGAAGUGGAGGCUGGCCGUGGGUCGGCCUGCCAUGUGGUAUGCACGCAGCCGCGCCGCAUCUCUGCCAUCAGCGUCGCUCAGCGCGUGGCCCAAGAGCGCGGCGAGAGCCUCGGCCACAGCGUCGGAUACCAAAUUCGUCUUGAGGCUGUAAAAUGUCGGAGUAGAGGGAGUGUAAUGUACUGCACUACGGGCAUCGUGCUGCAGAUGCUGCAGGGAGAUCCUCUCCUCAGUUCGGUGUCACAUCUCGUGCUCGACGAGAUUCACGAGCGUGACACGCAGUCGGACUUCCUCAUCGCCAUUACUAAGGAUCUAUUACCUAAGCGACCAGAUUUGAAGUUAAUCCUGAUGAGCGCCACCCUGAAUGCCGAGAAGUUCUCCGAGUACUAUGGUGGCUGUCCCAUGAUCCAUAUUCCUGGCUUUACUUUCCCGGUCACUGAGUAUUACUUGGAAGACAUCCUGGAUACUAUACGCUUCGAGUUUCCACCUCCAAAAGGCAAGGAGCCUAUCUGGGCUCAGCGGCGCAACAAGAGCUCGUCAGGUAGCGAAUUGUUUAGAAACACCGUCUUACCGUGGGUCGACUCUCAGGAAGCGAGUGGAGCGAUAUCAAGAGGUGCUGCUUAUGAACUCCGGAAGCCGCACAGCGAAGAGCUUUGCCCUCAGCUCAUAGUGAGUCUACUCCGCCACAUCUGCCGCCAGCCUCCUGGUGCCGUGCUGGUGUUUGUGCCAGGCUGGGGCGAUAUCUCGACACUGAACAAACUCAUGGACGAGGACUCGUUCCUUCGCGGCCAGAGGCUUCUGGUCAUCCCACUGCACUCGCUCAUGCCCACAGCCAACCAGAGGGAGGUUUUCGAUCAUCCCCCAUCAGGUGUGCGCAAGGUUGUUCUUGCCACGAAUAUUGCCGAGACGAGCAUCACGAUUGAUGACAUUGUUUACGUCAUCGACAGCGGCUAUAUCAAAAUGACCAACUUUGAUAAAAGCUCGAAUUUGUCGACGCUGGCGUCGGAGUGGGUGACCAAAGCCAACGCUCACCAGAGGAGAGGCAGGGCAGGCAGAGUGCAGGCUGGGGUUUGCUAUCAUCUUUUCACCCGCAUCAGAGAACAAAACCUCGCAGAAUAUCCCCUUCCGGAGAUUCUACGCACUCGGCUGGAAGAAAUCGUCUUGAAUGUUAAAAUUCUCAAACUUGGUAGAGCCUUGCCUUUCCUACAGAAACUAAUGCAGUCACCAGACGAAGAGGUGCUCAAAAUUUCUAUAAAGUUAUUAGAAGCCAUUAAUGCUUUAGACGAUGAUGAGAACCUGACGCCUCUGGGCUUCCAUCUAGCGCGGCUGCCGAUCGAUCCUCUGACGGGCCGCAUGCUCCUCAUGAGCGCCUUCUUCUCCUGUGUGGACCCCAUCCUGACCGUCGCUGCCGUGCUCUCUUUCAAGGAGCCUUUCGUGGUGCCCCUGGGUAAGGAGAAGUUGGUUGACCAAGUGAAGGCACGAUUUGCAGGCAACACUUAUAGCGACCAUCUGAUGUACGUGAGAGUUUUUGACAGCUGGAGGGAAGCGUGCGACAACCGCGACAACAGCUUCUGCUAUAAGAACUUCCUCUCCACGUCUGUGCUACAGCAGAUCAAACGCAUGCGAGACCAAUUCUUCGGGUUACUCAAAGACCACAAAUUUGUGGCACCAGAAGUACGGAGCGGCUCCGACAUCGAAAUUAAUCUUAACUCCGGCAACGUUGCCGUAGUGCGCGCCGUUAUUGCCUCCGGUCUGUACCCUAACGUGGCGUGCCUCAAGCGCACGGGCAAGUCCUCCUCAAAGCGACCAAAAAUAAUGAGGACCGCCGACCACAACCGCGUUCUCUUCCAUCCUAAAUGCGUCAACGAUAAAAUGCAAGCGUUCGAAUCGCCGUGGAUGGUCUUCAGGGAGAAACUGAAGAUGAGCAGUGUAUUCCUGUUCGACGCUACGAACGUUCCGAACUACCCGCUGCUUCUGUUCGGCCAGCGCCUUGAGUACGUGGCAGCUGAAGGCGCCAUUGACGUCGACGGCUUCGUAAAGAUUAGGUGCACCGAACAAGUCGCUAACGUCAUCCGCAAACUCAGGAAGGAACUCGACGCCGUACUGGAGUAUAAAAUAAGUCAUCCUGACGUCUCACGUUGGGAUCAGCACUCGAAGGAAGGCAAGCUGCUCAACGCUAUUGUAGAUCUCCUGUCCAAGGAGAAAAUCGAUCCAAAUCAGCAAUAUCAUCCGCGGUAUGACGUCGCCGACGACGACGAUGAUGAAGAAAUGCAUGAAGAAUAUCCUAGCUAUACAUAGCGUAAUUUUACUCGUACUUUUUCGAUUAAUUAAGAUCAUUUCAUUUCCUUUUUGCGUUCACCGGUCAUGCUCCAUCAAUGUUGCUCCAAGCUGUGAAUCCCCUCAUUUAUCAGAGGAAUCUCAUCAUGCUGGCCAAAGUCUAUUUUCGAGUCGGCUUUUGUAUCAUUAUUUGUUAUAAGUAUAUUGUGUGUAGUGAUUCUAAAACUUGAUAUUAUCGAGUACCACACGGUUCCUGGCGCGUUUCAGCAAAUUCUUUCUUAUCAAUUAACUAUCAUAACUAGUUUCAAAUUAUUUUACAUGCUGCACCAACAAUAUAUCAAUUAGUGCAUCGGUCAAUUGAUAAUCACAUAUCAAUUGAGUGUAGUGUAUGAUAUUUAACGGUUAGCCGAUGUGAUUAGGUGGGUGUCAUAUGGCUACAGUCGCGAAUCUUUUCUAGAUGAUCUGUUGUUGGAUAUAUUUUAGGCAAGUAAAAAGGAAUAAAAAUUGUUCAUAAUCCCGAAAGUGCGUACCACUAAACUGGCCUCAGCGUAACUAUGUUUGUGCGCAUGACAGAGUUUGGAAUUACAGUUCAUGGGUAACGAAUCUCAGUUAUUUCGUGUUAUUUUCUCAUUUUAUUAUUGAGGUCUACGCGAGGAUCUUGGCUUAUGUAUGAAACCUCAAAUUCUGCCUUCCUUCAAAGGCUAACACUUCUGUAAUAUUCUACUUCAAGUGAAUCAUCUUGAUCUUCGCCUCUCUAUUCUUCUGCUCAAGUUGCUUUUUAUGCAGCGUGACUGUAAAGAAUUGCCUUCCUUAAAAAUUGCGUUGUAUGUGUAAUUCUUCUAACAGAGCGUUGUUAAUUUUGAAAAUUACUUGAAAGAAUAAAUGUAAACUGUU
Messenger RNA from Hyalella azteca, 4174 nucleotides. Its product is annotated as ATP-dependent DNA/RNA helicase DHX36-like. The coding region runs from base 164 to 3301 and encodes 1045 amino acids. The transcript has 17 exons. The record is from RefSeq and is a predicted model, not a curated record. Gene Ontology annotation, molecular function: DNA helicase activity; G-quadruplex RNA binding; ATP binding. Gene Ontology annotation, cellular component: intracellular anatomical structure; cytoplasm; nucleus. NCBI's taxonomy places the organism in Eukaryota, Metazoa, Arthropoda, Malacostraca, Amphipoda, Hyalellidae.